AGUGACUUGAUACUCUUUCGUUUGAGAUGUCCGGUAGUGUUUCACCAACGGUGGAGCUGAUCCCCUCGCAAUCGCAUACUCCAGUACCUUCGAAUCGAACUGUGCAACCAAUUGUGUUGACGCUUCGUGAAAUGCCUCUGGAUCUCAGUGUUUUACCUGCGGGAAUUAUUGAUAAGCUUACGCAACAGCACUCCAUAUUUUUGGGGUUUAUCAAGCUGCAACCACAAUUACAGGAGUAUAACUCUGAUACAAUGGCCUUCUUAGACUCUCAGAUCCACACCAUCAACCAAGUGAUCGAAUUGGUAGAAGAGUAUACUCAAACAAGUGAACGUAUCAAUGAGUUGAUUAAGACCAUUAAAAAUGUCUAUACAGAAUUCACCGAUUUAGAGAUGAUCCAGUACAAAUUAUUGGCGGAAAACUUCAACCAAGAUAGCUUGAAAGCAAAGUUCCGGAAGGUCAUAGCGGCUGAGGAUCAAGAGUCCAAAGCAUUUAUAAAAGAGUACACCAACCAAGAUACUCAAGUCAAUUCUAGCAGGCUAGACGAAAUGCUUGAAAGCUUUAAAAAGAGUAGAAAGAAGUAUCACCUACGAAGCGAAAAAAUGAACCGCUGGAACGAGGAACGGGUGACAGGUUUUAUUUAACAUUGCAUAUUCAAGAAUAAACACUAAACUGCCUCCAGUAUAUAGACUUUUCAUUGGCUGAAUCGCUUUUUAUAACAAUAUUGAGUGUCUGAGACCCUUACCCCAAGAAUACUCCACUAAAAUAACUGCAUAUUACCUGGAAAUGUUGCAAUGGAGAAGAGUCACCCGGUAAUUCGAACAAAGUCAAACAGUUAAAAGUCCUGAAUCCCAGUUUAGAGAGGCGCGACACACUUCGGGUUUCAGUGCACCCCGCAAGGUGUUAAGCCUAAAUGUUCUUACCUGCGCAGCCAAUGCUAGAGCGAAUAUAAGCCGGCGACUGCUUCGGUUUCCAAAUCGAUCUCCAAUAUUUUUCCCAAUAACUGGACAAAACCUGCCCCACUAUUCUGCAUCAAGUUUCGGACCUAGCUCAAUGUAACUGUCCGUUCUACUCUAUAGCUCUAUCGUUUGGCAUGGUCAGGCUACUCGAUUACGAAAAUGCAAAGGAAGCCGCAACAGAUAGGUAAAGAAACCCUAGGCGGAAGAACUGUUGUACUAGAAAGAACUGGUCAUACGAUAUAUGAAAACCUUGUGGAACCUAUCCGAGGUUUCCAUUACUCUAAUAUAUCCGUUUCAGCUUCUACCAGGUCGGACCAAAAAAACACCUCAACUGCUUCAGCAGUUCCCACC
Molecule: messenger RNA, 1307 nt
Organism: Yamadazyma tenuis ATCC 10573
Lineage: Eukaryota; Fungi; Ascomycota; Pichiomycetes; Serinales; Debaryomycetaceae
Source: RefSeq, a predicted model, not a curated record